Molecule: messenger RNA, 1565 nt
Organism: Aspergillus melleus
Lineage: Eukaryota; Fungi; Ascomycota; Eurotiomycetes; Eurotiales; Aspergillaceae
Product: putative ubiquitin-conjugating enzyme
Exons: 4
Coding region: 130-1131 (333 amino acids)
Source: RefSeq, a predicted model, not a curated record
AACGGACUUGCCAGAGACCGAACAGGACUAGCUCGGCUUGGACUGGCUGGACUCUCCGUUCUCUCGACGCGCGACUUGGAGACUCGACACAUCAGACGGACUACUCACGGUCCAUUGUCUCCUCGCACAAUGUCGACAUCGCGACUGCCCAGAAUUGCCGCUCUCCGCAAGCAUCAGCUUUACUUGGAAUUCUCAAGUCUAAAGCAUGCGGCCCCUCCUGGCACAUAUGUGAGCAUCGCCCCGAAUGACCCUACUCUGUGGAUCGGAGUAAUCUUUGUACGGUCCGGUCCCUAUGCCAGCGCCGUCCUCCGCUUUCAGAUUCGUUUCCCUUCCUCAUAUCCCGACCUUCCACCUCUUGUCACCUUCGCGACCGAUGUUUUCCAUCCACUCAUUGUCCCUCUUACCACGUAUACUUUCAGCACCAAUGCGUCGAGCGAAGAUCCCGUGAGCGCGACGGACGAAGAGCGACUACCCCCGGGCGGGUUCAGUCUCCGUCAUGGAUUUCCCCACUGGUUUGGUCGAGAAAAGCGCAACGGUACCGGCUCAAACGCUUCAUUGGGGACGGGCAGCGUGCACGGCUCGACUGCCGAAGGAGAAACAACGGAUGCAGUCAGCAAGGAUGGCUCUGUCCAUGAAAACGUGGACCCCUCUGCGAAACCACAACCCGAAGGCGAAGGCGACAGAACUACCGGCGAGAAAGUCGAUACUUCGUCUGUAUUUCAGCAGGAUGACAAGGUGCAAUCUGUCCCGGUAUCGCUCCUAUUAGAUUACAUUCGCUCCACGUUUGAUGACGAGACCGUGCUCGACUCUUUACCGUUGGAGGCUGCUGGUAACCCGAGCGCUUGGCAUGCAUGGAAAGCCCAUCGAAAGGACAGCGGCAACUCCAGCCUGGGUUAUAAUGCCAAACGCGGGAGUCCGCAGACACGACUCCCCGGCGACUGGCACUGGGAUGGAAUUUGGGCCAAGCGGGUACAACACGAGAUUGAGGCUAGUCAUUCGGAAUCGACGCUAUUUGGCAGCGCUGCUCGAGGAGGGACUGAAGAUACGAUCCGGUUUUCCAGAUUAGACGAUGCCACGUUGACAUCAGUCAAGAAUAUGAUCAUUCCAGUAGUGGAGGAGGCACAUGAGUAAAUCGGAUUCAUUGUUUAUCAUUAUACCCAAUACCGCUGGUCAGUCGAUUCAAUGUCACAUUUAAUGACCUUAUUAUCAAUUCAACCUCGUCUUUGUUAUGAUCUCGAUGUGCAGCAUCGUCUACGCUUGGUGGAUGACCGGCCGCGGUUGUUCCUUCCCCCCGGAACCUAAUACCUGUCGUCAGAAUGGCGACUCAAUAGCCGCAUGGAAAGACCGACGGCUCUACAUCCUCCCCACUAUCUCAUUCGAGGGCCCAAAAAACAUUAUCUUUACCAAUUCUUACAUGCCCGACCACUCCCAGUGCCUUGUAUCCCCAAGCAAACAUGUCUAAAGCCGUGUAUAAUAAGUACAAGACGUCGAUCAUUGUGCUCGCACUGGUCCUUGUUCCGAUUUUCGUCAUCGGCUGCGCCUUCGCUGCUGCUCUGGCCUGCUCG